Symbiodinium sp. CCMP2592 is the source of this 1761-nucleotide messenger RNA. The record is from the annotation of a GenBank genome assembly. Lineage: Eukaryota; Dinophyceae; Suessiales; Symbiodiniaceae.
AUGUCGCAGUCCUCGACCUCGCUCUCGGCUGAGGCUGGUAAGGCUCUGGAGAGCCUGCAGGAACAUGGUUCCUCACCUCUUGUUCUCCCGGGGCAUUACGUCAACCCCUCCAUUCAGGUCAUGUCCCUGAUCACCUCCGAGCUGGGUCAGCAAAUCAGCUCGGGCUACACCUGCCAGGUGUAUCUUCCAGCCCAGCCCUGCUACUCUCCCUUCUCUGAGGUGCAACGCAUCGAUGUGACGCGUGGCCCCGCCACCUUCCCGCCCCUUUUGGAAGAUCGAGAGCACCAUGUGAUUCGGACUGCCAAAGCAGGCUUCGGCGCGGAGGUUAAUCGAGAAAUUAUCAGGGCGGCUCGCAUGCCUGAGGUGGUGGUUCUCCAGACCAUUUUGGCCUGGGAUCCACAGCACCUCCGAGUGCUCAUGCCUCGUCACUACCCUGUCCCGGUCUCUGCACUGACCACUCGUCAUGUCUUUCGCCUCAUGCAAGACAUGCGCAGGGCGAUCUCCCUGCUCCAUGACCAUGACAUCAUACAUGCUGAUGUUAGGCUAGCCAACAUCAUGCUCCGCACGGAUCCUGCCAGCUUCGUCCUCAUUGAUUACGGCGGCAGCAAGGAGACCAUUUGGCCGGUCCGUUAUGGUUACACAGUAGCAGGCCGUGGAGGCACCCAACACCGCCCUCCAGCUGAAUGCAUGAACGAAUGGUCGACCCCCUCGGUGCGGGCCCCUUACUUAUGCGGCCGGAGCGACUUCCACCGCCUGGCCUGUACUAUCCGUGAAGAAAUUCUCGGCCAGAUGGAAAGCGAGGCGGGGCAACGCCCACCCGCUGAGGAAGGCAACGCCUCCAGACGCAGGAAACGCGAUCAGCUUCGCCCACAACUCCCUCGCGAGGCCGAGCAGGAAUUGGACAUGAUGCUUGACACCACUACGUGGAAGGUCAAGCCCAAUCCUCAUAGCCUCUUCCCGCCUGGCUCGUGGCGAGACACGGCUGUCAAUCCUACCAUCAUGCUGACGGCUCACCUGUGGACUACCGAUGGCAAGUCACGCACCUGCACUACUACCUUUCGCUCGCCUGUGGAGCGCAAGGGCAACUCCAAUGGGCAUUUUGUGGACGAGCCGGACCAGCCCUCCUAUGAGCCUGGCGCCUCUCUCACAGCACAGAUCAACACUGGCUCGUGGGAACAGUCGGGCUAUCUUCCCAAGAUCUUCCUGGUCUGUGAGCUAAAGACUGAGGGACGUGGCACCCGGUCAGUGGCUCAGCAAGUCUAUCCUUGGCUUUCAUACCGCAACAGGGAUGGCAUGCUGGAGCUAGAGCCACCGCCAGGUCCACCUCGGAUGGACCCAUCCUCGGUGCAGUCCCAGAGCAACGCUCCCUCAUCAGGGGGCACUGCCCAAGCGCCACUUGCGCCGGGGCGCAUUACAUCGGACCCGCCUCCGCCUUCAACGACGCCUCCCUCCCCUAUGCUAACGGGCGUUUGGGCUGAGCCACCUAUGGAAGCGCCUGAUGCGGAGGAGACCACCGCUGCCCCCGCAGCCUCGGGAGCCCCGGAUGUUCACUUCUUCUCACCUCUUCAGGUCUUCCCGCUCGUCCACGCUCUGGAGCAACACGCUGGCACCACGGUUCCUGGAGCAGAUGGCCUCUCUCGCUCGGCUCUCUCCAACUCCAUUCAGGAUACGAUGAUCUUCUUGCAGGCUCUGUCGCUCUACUUGGAGUACCAGGAGCCGGAACCGACCCCCACUGAGCGCCAGGCCAACCCUCUCUUUUAG